This is a messenger RNA of Botrytis fragariae, 1476 nucleotides long. RefSeq lists its product as uncharacterized. The coding region runs from base 1 to 1476 and encodes 491 amino acids. The transcript has 2 exons. Lineage: Eukaryota; Fungi; Ascomycota; Leotiomycetes; Helotiales; Sclerotiniaceae. The record is from RefSeq and is a predicted model, not a curated record.
AUGUCGUGCUGUCCCUUAAACGCUUGUUAUCUUGCCGUAGCAGUUUUAUCAGCUGUGCAGUGUCCGCUACUCAAGACUGUCGGUUCCCCUCUACUCGACGGACUUGCUGGCGGUGUUUGCGCUCUACUUGGAGGUUCUGGCGCCGUCACAAAUGCUUGCAACUGUCUUACAGCUGCUAAUGCUCCCGGUGCUUGCGGUUCUAGAUGUACAGAUUCACAAGGAAUUGGUCCAGGAUACGCACUCUACACACCAUUAUCCAGUAUCCUCGGAAGUGUAGUAAAGCUUGCAGGGGAAUCAGUAUGUCCGGGAACUACUGGAUAUUAUUGUCCCACGGGCCAAACUUGUAAGACAAGGACCGGCUCUGCACCUUAUUGUUGCAAUGAUAGUACAGACUGCUACAGCUCGCUUGGUAAAUGCGCAGAUACGUCAUGGCAACAAUACAGGGUCACAAUCGGCGCUAGUACUAGCAAUUUCUGCUGCGGAAAUGGAACGAUCGGUGUAUACCAAAGCACAGGUCAAAAUAGUGUUGGUAUCUGUGCAACGGCUCGUCCUGCAUUUUAUACCACUGUCAGUGCCAUCUCAUCGGGAAGUUGUUCUUAUAGCACCUCAAGUAUUGUCCUCUCGAUUACUCUUUCAUCAAGUAUAAGUACGAGAUCGGGUUCCUCGAGUUCGCAAACAUCGACUCUUGUACCAGACUCUCCGAUCACUUUUACCAGAUCCAGAUCCACUUCUACUUCUACCCCAACCUCAAUACGCGCAUCUUCUAGCUCCAGUUCAACAACUCAAUCUGCAUCUACCUCUACCUCAAUAUCGACAUCUCCUAGACCCAGUUCAACUCUGGUACCAGACUCUCUAAUCACUUUUACCAGAUCCAAAAGUACUUCUACCUCAGUCUCAAUACUUCUAUCUCCUACUUCCAGUUCGACAACUCAAUCGCUUACCUCACCGAUAUCAUCCGUGUCUUCCAGUACUUCGAUAUCGAAAUCGACUUCCACGACGCAAAUAAUUCAAUCGCCGACCUUUUCUUCGUCAACAAUCUCGUCCAGUACUUCAUCGAUUGUGAUUUCGAUUUCUACUUCCGUCUCAGACAAUCUGUCUUCCACUUCAUUAACUUUCACUGCAACUUCGCCUUCCUCAUCCGCUUUCAACCAAAGUCCCCCCUCAGUCUCACAAUCUAACACCUCGAUACCAUCUUCAUCGUCCUCCAUUUCCUCACUGGAAAUCUCACAAUCGCAAUCGCAAUCGCAAUCCUCAUCCAUUCAUUUCACUUCAUCCCCCUCGCAAUCUUCUUCUAGCGUAAGCAACUUCAUAUCUUCAUCAUUCAUCGGACCAGUAACAGCACAAUCUUCUACAUUGUCUGAAGCGGAAUCAACUAAUAGUACAUCUACUUCUGCACCAGUGGAAACACCAGCGGAGCCAUGCGAUGCUAGUCUGUGUUUAUUCAGUCGAGUUAUUCCUACUUCUCGCGAACUUUGA